Gymnodraco acuticeps is the source of this 1669-nucleotide messenger RNA. RefSeq lists its product as uncharacterized. The record is from RefSeq and is a predicted model, not a curated record. The coding region runs from base 85 to 1098 and encodes 337 amino acids. The transcript has 4 exons. NCBI's taxonomy places the organism in Eukaryota, Metazoa, Chordata, Actinopteri, Perciformes, Bathydraconidae.
GCUGAUGCUCUGAUAACAAGGACCUUUAUAAGUCAGACGAGAGAAGACGUCCCCCUGCAGACCUAGAUCCUCAGAAAGAUAAACAUGCAUCUAAAAGUUGUGAUCUUCGCUCUAUCGUUCUUGGCAACUACAGCAUACCCUCUCCACCGUCGAACCAGGGAGGCACCCGUGACUGAUUUAAAAGACAACCAGUCUCAAGACAAGACAGAAUUUACAAAAGAUGUUGAUAAAAUAUACAAGAGCCACAUAGACAGCAGUGGCCUUUACAACCAUGAUGAUCAGAGCAAAAACCCUGUGGCAAAGGAGAUGCAGCACAAACUCAACCUUGAGUCGGAGCGUCUGCGUACCCGUCUGCACCAAGAGCUGGCCGAACUGCGAGAGAGGUUGUCUCACUCUUCGGACCACCUCAGCUCCACCCUGGCCAGCAUGAGGGAGCGCUUGGCUCCCCUCAUCCAGCAGCUCCAGAGCUCUCUAAGCAGCAGCACCCAAGACCUGUGUGGCCAUCUGAGCCUCUAUCUGCAGGGUCUGGAGGCAGCUGAGGCUCAGGCAGAGGCCACUCCGGCUUUGUACCAGGAAGCCUUCCACUGGAUGAGCCUAACGCUGGAGCACAGCAGCUCCAAGGUGGCUGACCUCAUCAGUGACUUCCAUACUAAAACCAUUGAGGUGAUCAACCAUCUGAAAGAGACCAGUGCUAAUGAGCAAGAGGCAGCAAAGUCAGACCACUGGCAGGAAAUUAGCUCCAGGAUGGGACAGGAAGUGAGUUCUGUGAGGGUGGAGGCACAGAACAGGGUGGGGGCUCUCAGAGCAGAGCUUGCUGCUCUGCUCGGAACUUCACGGCCCGGUAAGGCGGAAUUGACAGCCAGUAUGGAGCGCUUCUGCCAAAAUGCAGCCCUGCAGAGCCAAAUGUUUCAGGCCCGGAUGGAGAGGCUGUUUAAAGGGCUGGAAGAUGAGUUGGAGGUCAGAGGAGGCACACGACUGUCUCCUUCUUCUUCUUUUUCUUCUUCUUCUUCAUCGUCUGUACAGACAGCUGGACAUUUGCAGGAGGACUUCUCAGUUAAACUUUCUGCUCUGCUUGAAGACAUUCUGCACUCAGUGUAGUGAUAGUCAUAUUUUUUAUAAUAAAAAUGCCAAUAAACUGCUGUUAUUAUCUUAUCAAAAUGUAUAAUGUGAGUAAUUUAAUUUUAGUUCAUUUUUUACAAUAUAUAUUAUGCAAUUUGACAUAUUUUAUUACAGAGUAAGAACUGUUGUUCUGCCACACAGUGGCAAAUGUUCAACUCUUGCCAAGUUGGGCAGAGUAGUUUGAAUUAUACUUGUCUAAGUGUUAGUUGUUAACCAUUAUUUUUGGUUGUUGUUUGCUACUGUACCAGCACAGUAAGAUGCUUGUAAAUAUUUAUGAGUGUUUGGUUUUGAUUGAUGUAUUGGUUUCAUUCUAUAUAUGUCAAUUAGUUUGUAAAUAUGUUUACUGUGCAAUGUAAUGUCAACCACAGAAUGCAACGCCAACAUGAUUUGACUUUUAUUUGUAAUAUUAUCAAAACAGAUAUGACCUAUAUACUGCAGAUUAUAAUGUGCCCCCAGUGUUUUUUUAUAUAUAUACUUUAUAAAAUAUAAGAUUCUGUACAUGCAAAUGUAGAAAAACAUAAAAUAUUAAAAUGACUUUGUUCUGAAAUGA